This is a messenger RNA of Cajanus cajan (pigeon pea), 2631 nucleotides long. The record is from RefSeq and is a predicted model, not a curated record. NCBI's taxonomy places the organism in Eukaryota, Viridiplantae, Streptophyta, Magnoliopsida, Fabales, Fabaceae.
AAAAUACGAGUUAAACACCUUUCCUGCAUAGAAAAAAAAGAAGUGAAGAUGUCUGGAGAAGCAGAUCGAACGAGCAUGGAGCUGGAAGAGGAGAAGAACCUUAAGCUGAAAGACAGAAAGGUAUCAUGGGCAAAGCUUCGCCGCGUAGAUUCUCUCAAUUUGGAAGCUGGAAGAGUUUCUAUGGUUGCACACGACCCUUUCAAGAUGAGUUGGAGGACGACGCUGACCUUGGCAUUUCAAAGCAUAGGGGUUGUAUACGGUGAUAUUGGUACAUCACCGCUUUAUGUGUACGCCAGCACCUUCACUAAAAAAAUUAACAACAACGAUGACAUUCUUGGUGUAUUGUCUCUCAUCAUCUACACCAUUGUGUUCAUACCUUUGCUUAAAUACGUCUUCAUCGUAUUGUGGGCCAACGACAACGGCAACGGUGGGGCGUUUGCACUGUACUCGUUAAUAUGUAGGCAUAUAAAGAUGAGUUUGAUUCCAAAUCAACAACCAGAAGACAGGGAACUUUCUAAUUACAAACUUGAAACACCUUCUAGUGAGGUGAAACGAGCCCACAAAGUAAAGCAGAUACUUGAGAACAGUCAUUUUGCGCGGAUUGCGCUUUUAUUUCUAGCUGUAAUGGGAACUUCCAUGGUCAUAGGAGAUGGAAUUCUUACUCCAUCAAUUUCAGUCCUUUCUGCGGUGAGUGGGAUCAGUACAUCGUUGGGUCAAGGAGCUGUUGUGGGGAUCACUAUAGCAAUCUUGGUAGUCCUAUUUUGUAUGCAACGAUUCGGUACUGAUAAAGUGGGAUUCACAUUCGCUCCAAUCAUUUUGUUGUGGUUUUUAUUCAUCGGUGGAAUUGGCCUUUACAAUUUAUUCAAAUAUGACAUUGGAGUAUUACGUGCUUUUAAUCCAAAAUACAUAUAUGAUUACUUCAAACGGAACGGCAAGGACGGAUGGAUAUCGCUUGGAGGAGUCUUUUUGUGCAUAACAGGAUCGGAGGCCAUGUUUGCUGACUUGGGUCACUUUAAUGUACGAGCCAUUCAAAUUAGCUUUUCUUGCAUUACGUGUCCUGCAAUAGUGAUUGCAUACAUAGGGCAAGCAGCAUUUCUACGGAAGUUUCCGGAGAAAGUAAAUAAUACUUUCUAUGAUAGUAUACCGGAUCCCUUAUAUUGGCCAACAUUUGUUGUGGCUGUUGCUGCUGCCAUUAUAGCGAGCCAGGCAAUGAUUUCAGGAGCAUUCUCCAUUAUAUCCCAGGCCCUAAGUCUAGGUUGUUUCCCACGAGUUAGGGUAGUGCAUACUUCCACUAAACAUCAGGGUCAGGUGUAUAUUCCUGAGGUCAACUACAUGUUCAUGAUCGCGUGUAUUGUGGUCUGUGCUGCCUUCAAGACCACAGAGAAGAUUAGCCAUGCAUAUGGGAUUGCAGUUAUUGGUGAUAUGAUGAUCUCAACAACACUGGUUUCGCUUAUUAUGCUGGUUAUAUGGAAAAAGAGUAUAUGGCUCGUGGGUCUAUUCUUUCUGGGAUUCGGUUUCAUAGAGAUAGUUUAUUUCUCUUCUCAACUAACCAAGUUCACAGGAGGAGGGUAUCUUCCAAUUGUAUUAGCUCUGAUAUUGACGACGUUGAUGGGAAGCUGGCAUUAUGUGCACAAAGAAAGAUACAUGUUUGAACUAAAGAACAAGGUUUCGGGUGCGUAUUUGAACGAAGUGGCGAGCAACCCAGACGUAAGGCGGGUGCCAGGAAUUGGAUUUCUGUAUUCUGAGCUAGUACAAGGCAUUCCUCCUAUUUUCCCACACCUAAUAGGCAGCAUACCAUCUAUCCAUUCAGUUGUUGUGUUCGUCUCCAUCAAGGCAAUUCCUAUCAGCAGAGUUGCAUCAGAGGAGAGGUUUUUGUUUAGGCAGGUGGAGCCAAGGGAGUAUAGGAUUUUCCGUUGUGUUGUGAGGCAUGGUUACAAUGACAACGACGUUCUUGAGGAUCCUGCUGAGUUUGAGUCACAGUUGAUACAAAACCUCAAGGCAUUCAUUCAACAAGAGAACUUUAUGCUGGAGACUGAGGGACCUACUGCAACUGAACAGGCACCAACUACCAGUGAGAGUGAUGUGCAACUUCAAGGUAAAGAAGGAAAGGGUAGGUCUGCGUCCGCUAGCAGCAGAAUAAUCCCAAACCAAUCUUCUUCUGUUGCUUCUCAAGCCUCUUCCGACUCCAUUCGACUCCAUUCGACCCAGUCAUCCGCUUUCGUUGCCCCACCCUUCCAGGGAGCUGAAGAGGAAAUCAAAUUCAUUGACAAAGCGUUGGAGAAGGGCGUCGUGUAUAUGCUAGCAGAAGCAGAGGUUGUAGCUCACCCAAAUUCCUCCAUCCUCAACAAGAUUGUUGUCAACUAUGUUUAUAGCUUCUUGAGAAAGAACUUCAGACAAGGCCAGAAUUUGAUGGCAAUCCCACGCAACAGACUUCUCAAGGUUGGAAUGACAUAUGAAAUAUGAAAAAUCCAUACACCACCCUUCUCUUAAUUCAAUGUUCCCUAGUGUCUCUGUCAAAACUCAGCAAGGAUGUAUACUAUAUGUUAAAUAUGUUCUUAGCUUGAAUUUUGUAUAUUUCACACAAAAUUGUCAAAGUUUUUCAUUAUGGGGAAGAAAAACCCUUUGCUCCAA